GCAGGUCAGUUGUGAUCAAUUAAAAGUUUUCAACAUGGCCAGUGGAACUUUAAAAAUUGGUAGGAUAUAGAAACUAAUAUUUAGAAUGAAUAAAACAUUAUCCGUUACAGACCAAUUACAAUAUGUACAUCACAGUUCUGGGGGUACGAGGUUUAAAUCGAGAUUCUGGUCUUCCAGUGGGGAGUUUGCCUCCCCUCUCCUCUUUGACAAAUUCAAGGUAACCUUAAUAUUUUACUAUAAUUCUGUCUGAAGUGUGGUAUUUCCUCAUUUUCUGAGAAAUAAAUAGCCUCCUUUUUACUGUUACACUACAUUUUGAUUUUAUGUUGAAAAUGAAUUCUUUGUACAUUUACGAAAGAACCUUUCAAUGGGGAAAAUGUUAUUUACACAAACAUUUAAAAAUUAUACGUCAGAGACAUACUAUCAAUCUCCAAACCUGCAACAUUUUCUUUUUUUCCUCUUUUCCAAACACCUCAUCGCAAUCAAAUACCACCCCCUUUUCCAGGACUGAAUAGUCACUAGCAACAGAGUAAGUCACUUCAUUGACAAAUGCGCACCAGUGCAAACAGCGUGAACUGAACACUCGAGAGUCGAUCUGAUUAGGCCGAUGUCGAGCGUUGUCUGCGCCGUCGUCGGUAUCGAUAUUAUCGAGGUUUGUGUCGAGCCGCCCGCCGCGUCUGUUGUCACGAAAGGAGCAUUUGCGUUCUCUACGCCGCCUCACGUUGGUCGGAGUGGGCGCGGGACGGGGCAGCCCGUGGAAAAUAAUCACACGAAUUUCAUCGGAACCCUUUCUCCCCCUUCCCCAACAGUCAGUCGUCGUUGCGUUGCUGUGGGGGACAAACAAAGUGUUGUAACGAGGCCGAGACGAGGUGCUCGCAUGCAGUUGCAGGUUGCCGCUCCAGUGGGUUCUUUGGUGAGCGAGCAAAAGUCAACGCCGUCUCUCCUUGGGUUCAUACUUUGAAAAGCAUUUCGCGACUCUUUAUUUCUGCUCACACUCAUUAAAUGUGCCUGAAUGACACAUGUUCGCUGGCGGUUUUAUUUACUGACGCCCAGCCUGUGAGCAGCGCGUCGUGAGCUUGUCGGCCACUAUAUUUUGAAAGAGAGCCAAUCACGUCUGCUAUUCAAAUCCACGCUUAUGUCAGUGACCUAUUUCUCAUGUACGUGCGCCAAGAGUCCGCAGUCACCUCAACGCUAGGCCAGGCAGCAUGGGGACGGACGGGGUAGACGAUCAGGCGCAGCCGUCGAGCCGGGUGUCCGGGACGGAGCAGUCGGGCGGUAGUGCCCGAGAGUCGGGGUGCCAGAGCAAUGAACAUGCGGCGCAGAGCGAGCGCACACUCCCGCAGGAAGACGGCACCGUGCAAGUGAUCGAGGCUGGAUGCAAGCCAACCUCAACUCCGGCUCUCGAAACGGACACAGCAGAGAGCCACGGCGGAGGAUUCGUGCCCCCCGAAGGAGGUUUUGGCUGGCUGGUGGUUUUGGCAGCCACCUGGUGCAAUGGGUCCAUUUUCGGGAUUCAGAACUCUUUUGGGAUCCUACACAUGAUGUUGGUGAGGGAGCAUGCCGACCCCGAGGACAAGACGUCUCAGUUCAAAGUGGCCUGGGUCGGGGCUCUUGCCAUGGGGAUGAUCUUCUUCUGUUCGCCUGUGGUCAGCAUGUUUACGGACCACUUUGGCUGUCGGAAAACUGCCGUCAGUGGGGCAAUCCUGGCAUUCAUCGGAUUGCUGAGUACAUCUUUUGCAAACUCCUUGAGCCUCCGCUAUUUCACUUAUGGAAUACUGUUUGGCUGUGGAUCCUCCUUCGCUUUCCAACCCUCUUUGGUUAUCCUUGGCCACUACUUUCGCCAGCGUCUGGGCCUUGCAAAUGGGGUGGUGACGGCAGGUGCCAGCCUCUUCUCCAUGGGUCUCCCGGUUUUGCUGACCAAAGCUGUGGAACCACUGGGACUUAGCAGAACCUUCCAGAUCUUAAGCUUAUUUAUGUUUGUGCAAGCCUUGCUGGCACUAACAUUCAAGCCAUUGCUCCCUGCUGGACCUUGCAUGGGAUCAACUGGCCUUGCUAAGUCCCAUAUCCAGGCAGGUGCAACUCCUCAGAGUGGGAGUUGGUGGCAGAAGGCAUUGGUGGGGAUCAGAAAGUACUUCAACCUGCGAGUAUUUCACAUCCUCACUUACCGUGUGUGGGCAUUUGGAGUUGCAACGGCAGUACUUGGCUACUUUGUGCCUUAUGUCCAUCUGAUCAACUUUGUCAAGGAGCAGUUCAAGGAGACCAAGAAGGAAUGGGUACUCCUCGUGUGUAUCGGAGCAUCAUCAGGAGUGGGACGCCUCACUUUUGGCAAAGUUGGGGACCUAAUUCCUGGUCUGAAGAAGAUCUACAUGCAGGUGGCAUCCUUCAUAGCCCUGGGCCUCAUGUCCAUUAUGAUCCCUCAAUGUUCCCUCUUUGAGGAACUUGUGGUGGUGUGCGUAUUCCUGGGACUGUGUGACGGCUGCUUCCUGACCAUGAUGGCCCCCAUAGCGUUUGAGCUGGUUGGCCCCAUGCAGGCCUCACAGGCCAUAGGAUACCUGUUAGGCCUUAUGUCUCUUCCAAUGACUGCAGGCCCUCCCAUUGCAGGUCUUCUUCACGACUACUUUGGGAACUACAUGGUGGCCUUCUCUGCAGCUGGUGUGCCUCCCAUGAUUGGGGGAGUGGUUCUGUUCUUUGUACCCCUCAUUCACCAGCGGCAGAAACGUGGGCAGACCACUGCACCAGAAGAAACGACUGCUCAUAUGUUACCCAAUGCCCAACCGACACCAAAGAGCUGCUCCAAUGGAGACAUGCUGCCUGGCUACAUUGAUGCAGUGACACAUAUCUGACAAUGAUUGCCCUUCUCUAGAUUAUACUGGAAGGACCAGCCCACUGCCGACCUUUGAUUUCGCCUCCUCCUUUAACCUUUAUGGUGGUUCAUUGUUAAGAAAAACUGUUCCGUGAUCCCUUUUAAAACUGUAGUUGUGAUGACACCGCUUAUAUAAGUUAAGGAGGUGAAGCUAAACACAGUCAAAGAAGGCAGCAAAAAUAUUAGCACAUAUCAUACCUCAAGGUAGAAUAAAUGAAGAAUUUAUGAUUAUUAUUACCAAUAAUGGUAGUUUAUGCUUGGGGUUUUAAGGUCAAAACCUCAGGUUGAUACUUUGAUUUGGAAAUCCCAAUAGAAUAUCUUUUAAAUACAUGAGAUAUCGUCAUGAAUGUACAAUUAACAGUAGCUUGUCACCUUUAAAAAAACAUUACUUUAUAAUGUACUUUAGUUACUUUUACCAGUGAGUAACUUAUGAAUUAUCUUGUAAAAUGGUGGAUGAGUAUUUUCUAUGCUAUACUGUAUUUCCUCAACUUGUGAUACCAUUAAGUUGAAAUACAUGAGUGAAAGCAAACUUUGACUUUGUUGAGUGGGCAUGAUGGAAAGGCAAGCAAUUUCUCUUGUUCAAUCAACAUUGGUUGUGACAAAACCCCUUUGUUGAGCUCUGUAAUAAUAAGUAGUCAAACUCAUAUUCUCACGGAGAAAUUUAGUCUGAAUGGUCCAUCCACCUCUGCAGUUGAUUGCAACUUUUACGAUAACUUCUCUAUACCGCGGUGAGUGUGGAUCAGUUGGUAGAGUGUGUGAGUCAGUGACCGAUGGGUUGCCGGUUUGAAUCCCACCUCCAACUGUCUCUUCAAGUUUUCUUGGGCAAGACACCAACCCUAAUUUGCUCCCAGUGGGAGCCGUCAGCGCCUCGCAUGGCAGUAGCCACCCAUUAGUGUAUGAAUGUGUGUGAAUGGAUGAAUGUGAGGCUUUAUGAAGCGCUUUGGGCACUGUGAUAGUGUAGUUAAAGCCCUAUAGGAGUCCAGUCCAUUUACCAUUUUACACUGAGGCAAAACGCAGGGAAAUAUUUUGCUAAUAUCACGAGAAAGAAAAAAGGCUCAGUUCAACUCAAAGUACAUUUGAAGCAGCAUGAACUACUUCACCAGCCAGCUUCACAGGAGGCAGAAGUGCAACUGAGGAAACGUACGCAAGAACAAGGAAAAUAUUCUUCAUAUUUCAUUUAAUGAUGUGUGUGUAAUAUCUAGGUUUAACAAAUUCCUUGCAAAAUUUCAAAUUGGUCGGCUUACUUUCAAGUUCCUUAGAUCAUUUAUUGUGGUGUCAAGAUUUUGGGAAGAUGCUACUUCAUUUGUCACUUUCAUGGAUGAGUCCUAGGUUUUUUCUGGCAUUUCCACUUUAGGGUCAUCUUAAUGACUUUGCAUAGAAUUUUUGUCACAUUGAAAAAUUCUAUUGGAACAUUCCCAUGCAGGGACAAUUUCUUCUUUGUUCACUUUUACCAUGCAUUUUCUUAAACACUGAAGUCAAAUUGGGUCAACUGACUAGAAGAAGAGAUUAGAUUACAUUUUCCUUUUUUGUCUUCUUAGUCACUAAUCUUCUUAUUCUUUCUUCUGUUACAUUGUCUUACAAGUUUGCUCUAAAUCUGUAGCUAUAUUUCAAUCACAAAACUACUAGUAUUAUGAUCCUUAAUCCUUGGAACAAAUGGUUCAGAGCAUUUGCCUCUUAGUUCUGAGGUCCAGGUUCGAAUCCCGGCCCUGCCUGUGUGGAGUUUGCAUAUUCUCUCUGUGCCUGUGUGGGUUUCCUCCAGGUGCUCCGUUCCCUUUCACACCCCAAACCAUGCAUUAAUUGGGCACUCUAAAUUGCCCCUAGGUGUGAUUGUAAGUGCAAAUGGUUGUUUGUCUCAAUGUGCCCUGCAAUUGGCUGGCAACCAGUUCAAGGUGUACCCUGCCUCCUGCCCGAUGACAGCUGGGAUUGGCUCCAGUACUCCUGUGACCCUUGUGAGGAUAAGCGGCUGAGAAAAUGGAUGGAUGGAUGGAUGGACGGAGGUAUAAUUGAUUAAUUUAAUCAAUUUAUUAAAUAUUAAAUGGAUAUUGUUACAUGUCUUUUCCAACUAAAUAAACCACAAGGUGACACAAUCAAGCUCAUUCUAGCUAGCCACAUAAGUUUACUUGUCCUAAAAUCAAAAACAACCAAAAUGUAUUUUUUUUAACCAUAAUCCAAUUUUAAUUCACAUCAUGACUCAAACAUUUAAAAAUAUCAUAUUUUGCUCAAGUGAGAUGAGAUUAAUAAAUACAGGUUGCAUACAUUUUCUGUGGACUAGACAUAUGCGCUAGUUCUACCUAGUUUGUACAACCUACUGAGUCCUCUAAAUAUAACAAAGUUGUGUUUUUUAUCCCCCUCAGUUAUCUACUAAUGUUGAGUGAUUUUGUCAUUAUUAUUUGUCAUCAUUGAUAAAUGAAAUAUUUUUAGAUGACUUCUGUAAAUUUGUCCACUGAUGUCUAAUGAGUACAACUAUAAGUAGGAAAGUGAAUGUUUAUGCACAGGUUGUAUCUCAAUUUUAAAUGCAUUUUUAGUAUUGUUGCUGUGAAUAUUAUUACUUUUGCUCUGUUUCAGUGUUUAGUGUUUUUUUUUAAACCUUAUUUUCCAAAAUCUUUUUUUUUUUUU
Syngnathoides biaculeatus (alligator pipefish) is the source of this 5476-nucleotide messenger RNA. It is a transcript of the gene slc16a2, whose product is annotated as solute carrier family 16 member 2. NCBI's taxonomy places the organism in Eukaryota, Metazoa, Chordata, Actinopteri, Syngnathiformes, Syngnathidae. Gene Ontology annotation, biological process: transmembrane transport. The record is from RefSeq and is a predicted model, not a curated record. Gene Ontology annotation, molecular function: monocarboxylic acid transmembrane transporter activity; thyroid hormone transmembrane transporter activity. Bases 1203 to 2840 code for a protein of 545 amino acids. The transcript has 7 exons.